Molecule: messenger RNA, 1939 nt
Organism: Centruroides sculpturatus (bark scorpion)
Lineage: Eukaryota; Metazoa; Arthropoda; Arachnida; Scorpiones; Buthidae
Product: pyrokinin-1 receptor-like
Exons: 2
Coding region: 271-1689 (472 amino acids)
Biological process (GO): neuropeptide signaling pathway
Cellular component (GO): plasma membrane
Molecular function (GO): neuromedin U receptor activity
Source: RefSeq, a predicted model, not a curated record
AGAUAAUCAUUAGAACGAUCGGUAAUUAAGUAAAACACUUAAAACUAGCUUUUUGUUUAUUUCUGAAUGACACGAGACGAAUGAAAAAUGAUAAUACGCCUCUGCCAAAACAAUCUUCGAACGCAUUGGAAGAUAGAAGUCACAUGAAUGCAACGUCACAGGAGAGAGUGUGUAUAUGCAGCGUUUAGGAAACACUCGAUCGCAGUGACCGAGAAAACUUUAUUGGAAGUGUGUCAGUGACAGUAUCUGUUUCAAAAAAUAACAAUAACAAUGAAGGAAUUGACGCCUACUACAGGAGUGUUUUCAAUUAAUUGCGAUGGAAAUAUACUGAAUGUGACUAAAGCUAAAGAAGAACUCCUCAAGUUAUUAAUGAACUCGACUAUUAGAAAUUGUAUCAAAUCAAUUUACAAUCAAUCAUUUCAGUUAGGUCUGCCGCCAGAAUUAGACUUGGGACCUAAGAGAGAUCCAUUAACAACUGUUAUAUCUAUGACAAUAGUGUACGCUUUAAUAUUGGUUGCCGGAUUAAUAGGUAAUAUUUGUACUUGUGUAGUGAUAUCUCGUAAUAAGUACAUGCAUACAGCAACUAAUUAUUAUCUAUUCAGUCUUGCUAUAUCGGAUCUUCUGUUAUUGGUACUAGGAUUACCACAGGAGAUGUAUCAGAUAUGGGUGAACUAUCCUUAUAUAUUCGGAGAGGAAUUUUGCAUAUUUAGAGGACUCACUUCCGAAAUGUCUACUAAUGCUUCGAUUUUAACUAUCACAGCAUUUACUGUAGAACGUUAUAUGGCAAUAUGUCACCCUUUAAAAGCGCAUACUAUGUCAAAAUUAAAUAGAGCCAUCAAAAUUAUCAUUGCUAUCUGGUUAUGUGCAGCAGUUUGUGCUGCUCCACUUGCUGCACAACUAGGAAUUAUCUAUUCUGAAUUUAAUGAUGAGCCCAUUCUUGAAAGUGCUCGUUGUAAUAUUAAAAGGGCAUUUAGUCAUUCGUUCGAAAUAUCGACCUUUGUCUUCUUUAUCCUACCGAUGACAGUUAUUUCUGUUUUGUAUGUUCUCAUAGCACUCGAACUUCGUCGUACGUCAGUUGUUAGUCGUAUCAACUCGGAAACAUCUUCAAAUGGAGUGACAACUCCGUUGACAAGAAUUAAAUCUAGAAGGAAAAAAAUACGUUCAAAUAAUCAGUCAUCUAGAAGAGAUGUUGUCAAGUUGUUAGUGGCUGUAGUAGUUGCAUUCUUUAUAUGUUGGGCUCCGUUUCACGCUCAGAGAUUAAUGGCCAUAUACGUAAAAAAUCCAACUCCAACCGAUGAAAUUGUGUACAUGGUUCUAACCUAUAUCUCUGGAGUCACCUAUUACGUAAGUGCGACAAUAAAUCCAAUUCUCUACAGCAUACUUUCAGUUAAAUUUCGUCAAGCUUUCAAAGACACGUUAGCUCGAUGUUGUGGUAGGCACGUACCAAGAAGAGACACUUCUUACAGCUUUAGAUAUCAAAGCACGGUUCGUACGACAGGAUACGAACCAUCAGAAAUGUCGUCGACGUGCGAUUCUCCAAGAAUAAGAAUGGAAAGAACGUUACAAUGUCCUGCAGAUUCAAAUAAUUCUGCUAAAAUUAAAUUCUCCAUGACAACAAAUAACGUUUCGACCUUAGAAAACAAGAAAUAUAGUGACUCUUCCGAGAAAACAAAUCAUUCUUGCAGCUGAUUUUUGUCAUCGGUGUGACUUUUUUUUUUAUUCAUUCUCUUGUACUUUAAAAAAUCUUUAUUUUGCAUUCAAAAUAUAAAGCAGAAAAUGAAUAACAUCUAUCUUAGAGAUUUUUCUCCUUCCCUGAGAACAUUAAACAUUAAUCAUUAUGAAAUUUGAAGAUGUCUUGGAGCAGCUAUUUAUGUAUAUUUGUUUUGUGCCUGUGAAAAUAAAAUUUUUGUUGUUGUUGUAAGUCUUUAUUUUGCUAAUA